Molecule: messenger RNA, 16205 nt
Organism: Paramuricea clavata
Lineage: Eukaryota; Metazoa; Cnidaria; Anthozoa; Malacalcyonacea; Plexauridae
Source: the annotation of a GenBank genome assembly
UUUUAGGCAAUAAUUUUCGGCGAUGUCAGUGAAUGUGCCACAGAGUGCGGUUCCUCUGUGCAACCCUAACAAUUAUCAGUGGGAGGAAUCAGAAUGCAGGUUGGUACCAAGACAAGGUGUUAAACGGUCGGAGUUGAAACCAUGCGAGGCAGGCCUGAGGAUUUUGAGGUCUAUAAAGGGCCCUCUUUGUGUAGUGUGCGUUGUUGGUCCAGCACGAACAGGGAAAUCAUAUCUUCUCAGUCAACUGCAGGGCAGCAAUUUUCGACUUGGCCAUACAAUGAAAGCGGAAACAAUGGGUAUGUACUUGUACCAAUAUUUUGUUAUCAAAUUAAACAUUGACAUUCAGUUAAUUAAACAUAAACAGGGCUACUUUGGAAAUUCAUUUUGUAUUAGAACAGUCGAAUGGUCUAUACUUUCUGUUUCAAAGCUUUUACCUUUCUGUAUGUUUUCAAAAAUAAAUUUCAAAACGUAUAUUUAUUCAAACUACAUACAUAUAGCCUUCAGGGCUUUGUUUAGUAUCUUUUAGUACAAAAUAAGCAAUUCAUUAGUUUAUUGCGUUGUUGGAAAAGGGUCAAGUGUGAGUUGGGGUGAAAGUCAUGUUUGUUUCUCCUGUCAUGAAACCUGUUUUUCACUUCAACCGUACAGCACGUUACGAUACGAUACGCAGGGCCGUAGCGAAGAGGCUAAAAAAGGGGAAGUGUAGUAUCACAUUUGCCGAACCCGUAAUUGUUGGCGAGCGUGGGGGAGAGGCAAAAAUUUUUCAGACAUAUUAUUUUUAACUUAGUUUCGAAUUGGUGCACCUUGAUUUCUUAAAUUUUCGGCAUAUUUUGGUAAUUUUAUCAUUUUUUUUGCCAUAACUAUUACCGUUAAUGGGUGAUUCCAGCAAUAGACAAAAUCUUGAUCUAGGGAAGCAGAACAAAAUCCAUCACCACAGCUACAAAGACAAUGUUAAAAUUAGUAAAAUUGCAAAGUUUGGUUGCGAAAUGUUCGGUUAAAAUGAGGAAAAUAUAGCCCUACGAAAUUUCUAAAUUUUGUAUCAAUUUGUAUUACUCUUAUUACGCACACGGGAAUUUGCACCACUUUCGGCCCAAAUGUGAUGCAUUUUCCCGCACGUAAUACAAAUUAAUACAAAAUUUGCAAAUUUUGCAGAGUUAUGUUUUCCGCAUUUUACAACAUUUCGUGGCCAAACUGUGCAAUUUUACUAGGAUUUUCACAUUUUGUUCUUCUUGCCUAGAUCACAAUUUAGUCUAUAGCUGGAAUUGCCCAUUCCAGCCACUCAAAUAUUCCCGAUGUCUACGAAAACAAUUUAAUUCGCCAAAAAUCCGUUAUUUUGCCGACAACAUGUUUUCAGAGGGUGAGGGGUGUCACACGCCACACUACACCCCCCCCCCCCUUCCCCCCAUAGCGACGACCCUGACGAUACGGCUGAAGUGGAAAACGGCCUUAAUUAAUAGCGUACUGUGUGAUCUUAUUGUUGUUCAGUUUGUUAUGUAAAGUUGACUUUGUAGUUUUGUAAAUUAUGUAAAUUGUGACAAACCAAUUAAAAACUAAACAAAACAACUUCAACUAAAAAUAGGUACGUAUAGCGUACAAGCGUCUACUGGGAUUUUGUUUUGAGGACAGAGUCGUAGAGAUAUGUUGAAUGUGGAUGAAAAGCAUGAAAUGCCCGUUUUAUCGAAAUGCAUAGGCAAUUGCAGAUUGCGACUGGUUUAACAUGUUCGUUGAUAAUCAGAAUCAAAAUUUGCCAUUUGAAAUUGCUAGCAGAACUUUCGUAAUUUUAAUUUGUAUUUAAAAGUGACUUCCUAAAAUAAUAACAUCCAUAACUAUUCUAUGCUCUUAUGCUCUUCAGACCAAAUAACCAUGCCGUCAAUAUCAUAAAUAUUAAAUGAUUCUACGGUGUCAAUCCAGGAAUAUUGUACAGUACAUCCCUGUAUUCCUUUGUAUUCCCAUUAAAAAUGUCAUAUACAAUUACAGUGCAUGUUUUAUACAUUAAUAACUUAUAUUACAUGGCUGUGUUAUUGUCCUUUGCAUGGCGUAACCAUUUAUCAGGAAUGGAAUGAUUUAUCAAUUUUGCAACUGUGCCUAAAAUAUCAUGUAUUAAAAUUGUUGAAAACUAAUAUGGUUUGUAUUUGCAGGGAUUUGGAUUGGUCGAACGCCAAUUCAGUAUCGGUUGCGUUCUGGUGAAGUCAUCACAGUUGUAUUUCUUGACUCCGAGGGAAUAGGGUCAACGGACAGUGUAGAUGCAACUGAUUCUACAGACAACCAGAUAUUCACUCUGAGUGUGUUGAUAAGCUCGCUUCUGAUCUAUAACAGUAAGAAUGUCCCGAAAAACAGCGACCUGGAAAAGUUACAGUAAGUUCUUUAAUUUGCAGGGAGAAAACUGGAAAACUUUAAAAAAUAAAACAUGCAGUACUGUGCGUUCUUGCCUUUAAUCUGAAAACUUAACUGAAGCUAAGAACACGCCCUUCAGCUGGAAGCGAUUUGAUGCGUCUGUGGCUGCAAAGUUUCUGCAUUUGACAAAUAAGUCAAAUAAGUCACAAUAUACAGUAAUUACAUUGAGGCGAUGUACUGUGCCUGUUCCUUACAACGAAAUAUUUCUGGAUGUAUAAAGUGGUGCGUCGGAUACCGUAAACCUCCGACUAUAAGCCCCCCUCCAAUAUAAGCCCCCCCCCCCGAAUAUAAGCCCACCACAUAUACUAACGCUUACCUCAUUCCAAAUAUAAGCCCCCCACCCCCCCGAAUAUAAGCCCAGCCGAAUAUAAGCCCCCCAAAUAUAAGUCCCCCGAAUAUAAGCCCAGUAGCCCACUACGUUAUUCAACAUUGACAUUGUCUUUCAAUAUAGCAAAAAACGAUAUUUAAAAACAUUGUCAUUGUCUUUAUAGCCGACUAUGUGAAUCAAAGCGCGUUAUUAGUACAUGUUUAUUUUCCUGUUUAUGACUGACUUGUUUAUUACUAACACAAAAAAUCGUCCAUGUAUUAGCCGCUUACGAAAGUAUAUAAGCCCAGGGCUUAUAGUCGGAGGUUUACGGUAUUGUAUUUGCCGAUAAAAAGAUUACACAGCAACGAAAAACAUGCAGGCUUAGCUAUGCAAUGUUAUAUACAUUUAACUUAUUCGAUUUGUACCACCAAACAAAUUCUUACUACUCACACGAGUAAUAAUAGCAUUCCCAUAAUCAUAGGGACAUAAUCAAGGGCCACAAUGUAAACUGCUGGGAAAUCAGUAAUUUGUGCAACCCAAAUAAAGUAUUUAAGUGUUCAAGUGUUAAGGCAUAUGCGAACUGCAAAGUAAUAAGUCUCGAUUCUCUUUUUAUAUUAAUAGCACAUUAGGUCAAAAACUAUUAAUUUAUUCAUUUUAUUGGUGUUAAAAAUAUAUUGAGAAGAAGAAAACUGUUCAUAAUUGUUAAACGUACAGUUUCUUGUUCAUUCCAGUUAUAUUUCCAAACUGUCAGACAGUAUCCGUAUCAAAAAACAUGCCGAAAAUACUGCAGAAGAUGUGGAACAGUUUAAGAAGUGCUCGCCCGAAUUUUUCUGGGUAAUUCGUGACCGUACGUUAAAAAUAACCGACAUCGAUGAUCAACCUUGUGAUAUAAAUACAUAUCUGAGUCAAAAGGUAUUGUAUGGAUCUGUAUAGAUGCAUAAGCAACUUUAUAGCAGUUGGCACACUGAAGAGGUUGCCCACUGUUUUACUUCUUACAGGUGAACUACGUCAAGCGUUCCUCUUUUGAGUUUCUAACUUGCUUGCGAUUCCCCUCAUUACGUUUGCAAACAGGGUCAUACGCAGAAUUUUUUCAACAGGGGGGCAGUAAGGCCAAUAUUCCAAAAAAGGGUUUCAAAUAUCCAAAGAAUAAUUAAUUAUGUCAUUCUAAAAAUCGUAAAUAUAGUUUUCUCUAGGGGGCAGUUGCCCCCUGCCCCCCCCCCCCUCUCCUGCUGUGUACGGCCCUGUUUGCAAAUUUGAAAAACUCGCUUAUCAGCUGUUGCAGUAUUCCAAUGCAGAGAAACUUCCUUUCAAAUUUUUCUAAUUUUCUGUUUUAAUUUCCUGACUUCCUGUCCUGUUAUGAGCAUUGUCAUUGGUGUUAUUUGCAUUGGAGUUUACAUUUACAUUGGAGUUUUUCAAAUUUGCAAAGAUAAUGAGGAAAAUUGCAAUCAAGUUAGGAACUCAACAGAGGAACACUUCACAUAGUUUAUCUGUAAACUCAUGCUGUUUUACAAUUGGGAAGAUUGACUUCGAAAAGAGCAAUAGAUAUUUUUGUUGCGAUUUUUUAGAUAAACUGUCCCUGUAUGUUAAGCAUGAUUGAUGGUACUGCUUAUUGAACUAUUCUUUAAACUUCGCAGUAAACUAGUUCAAACUAAACUAGUUCACUCAUCGCAAAAGCCCACAACUCGCAAGACCGCUGCGAGUGUGUGUAUCUAAUUAUAAUAAACUUUCGAGCAUUGUGAUUGGAUGAAUGGAAUCUUUUCCACGAGUACAGUAACCAAUAAAGAUAUUUCCUUUUGUCUAAAAAUAGAAGAAGGAAAUCAAAAUGAAUUACAAAGUAAUACAGUACAAUAUAAUAUUUUCUUCCCAGGGCCUUUUUUAAGGAUUUUCCCGUGGGGGGGGGGGGCAUUUUUGAAAAGGGACCUUUCUGUGAGGUAAUAUAUUAGAGGGGGAUAGCAAUGGCUGAAGGCCACAUGUGUGGCCAAUAUACCACGCAUGAAUGGGGGGGGUCUGGGGGUGUACUCCCCCAGAAAAUUUUUGAAAUUUGAAUCUCAGAAAUGUCAUUUCCUGCAUUCUGAGCAUCCAAAGUUGCUCCAAAAUUAUUGCUAACUAUACUUGUAUUUGAAAUAAAUAAAUGAAAAAACGCACAAAAAGUUUUAAAAAAUUAACCAUCGUUUAUCAUUACUUAUUAGAGGAGGAUAGCAAUGGUCAUGUGUGUGGGGGUGUACUCCGGCAGAAAAUUUUUGAAAUUUGAAGCACGGAAAUGCCAUUUCCUGCAUUCUGAGCAUCCAAAUUUGCUCUAAAAUUUAUGCUAACUAUACUUGUAUUUGAAAUAAAAGAAGGGAAAAUGCACAAAAAGUAAAAAAGAAUAUUAACCGUAAUUUAUCAUUACUGAUUAGAGGGAUAAUUCCCAGAAAAUGUUUGUAAUUUGAAACCCGGAAAUGCUAUUUCCUGCAUUCUGAGCAUCCAAAAAAUAAAAAAUUAUUAACAAUAAUUUAUCAUUACUUGGUGGUAGCAAAACGUAACAAUGUUAAAAAGGCCCUGUUUCUUCCUUUUGUUCAGGUCUUGAAGGAGGAAAGUACAUUAUCUAAAACCACAGAAAGGAAAAACGAAAUAAGACGAAAUAUCAAAUCGUUCUUCAAAUCAGUCGAUGCAUUUACGUUGCCAAUACCGUCAGACAAGGAAGAUGUUUUAGCGCAAAUGGACAAACCAGAAUUUAGGAAAUACCUAAAUCAAGAGUUUUUAGAUCAGAUGGAAACGUUGAAACAUUCAAUAGAAGAAAAAUAUCAUCCCAAGAAAGGACUUAAUGAUUCAAUAAUAACUGGAACCCGUAAGUUGUAUGGCUACAAAACUACGUUCGAAUUAAUACAACGAAAAAAUCGUUGUCUCGACCACAUCCUGCGUUAAAAAUUCAAUCUGCAAACGUAAACCAGAUGUACUUCGUGCAAUACAAAUUAUAAAGGUUUUUGUGUAGAUUAAUCAAGUGAGAAUAUAAGAAUUGCAUUUUAAAGCAAUUUUAUGGAUUGUUUUUCAGUAAAAGACCUUUUCGGGAGACCUAUGACGUAACUUAACGAACGUUCACUCCAAUAAGAAAAUCCAAUUAUCAAACGUAAAAACCGAAAUGAGGAACUUUUUAUGGCGCUCGUGUUAAAGUUGUGUUCUUUCAAGAUUAAUACGUGUAAAAUGUAUUCAAAGAUUUAUAUACUCAAGGCCACGGGUUUUUAAGCACUCAUUCCAAUCAUUUAUUACAAGCAGUGCUUUUUAAUUUGUGCUUUAAACAACACGAAAUAGCUAGUGUCAAGUUUGAGGCAGCACCUUCCUUGCGUUAGCCUGCGAACAGGCUCUCAAGGUGAAUUGAGUGCCUGCACUGAUGAUAUACAAUUUUGAAUAUCUGCCCCGUAACGUUCGUUUUUCCAAAUAUGGAAUGUCUAUCCUUAUAUGGUGUUGUUUACAACUUUCGUGCAAACUAAAUUUAGACCGUACAGUUUAUACUGUUUAUCGAAAUAUAAGAUAUUCAAGCAAAAGUUUAAAUGUUUUAAAUACUGUUUUCUCAAAACAGAACAUUUCAUGCUUUGAGAUAAAAUAGCCAAGACCAAUUUGAUCAGUUAAUCUGUUUUUUAUGCAUAGUGCUUCAGCAGUUGACAUAUAUAGAGCUCAGCGGAAACAUACAAAAUUAUAGCAUCUGACCAAUGAGAACUUCGCGUCACGAUUUGAGACGCAGAUAUUCAAGUUCAUUAGUCAUCGAUGCAGGCUCUUAAUUCACCUUGAGAGCCUGUUCGCAGGCUCUCUUUGCGUUAGUAAUUCCUAUAGGUUUAGAAUACGUAAUGUGACAUCAAACAAUUUUUUUAGAUUCAACCUAGUGAGACAAGACAUUCACUAAUUUACCAUCAGCAAUGUUUGUUUACCUUAUUAAUUCAGUAUACCGCAAGAAAAUUUCUUUGUAUUAUUAGAGUUAGCUGAUAUGGUGCAGAGUUACCUAGACGCUCUCAACACCAAAGGUUUUGUACCUGACUGGCAAUCAGCUUGGGAUGUGACAGUUAAGAUAGCAUACCAAAGAGCGAGUAUGUACUUUUUAAUUUUAAAUAUAAAAUACAGCAUGCAGCAUUGAAUUUAAUUAUCAAUUCAUAAAAGUCAAAGGGAAAAUUAAAAGCCAAAAAAAUAAAUGAAGUCCCUUUUCACUUUUCCCGCAUCGGCAUAUUGUCUUUUGUUUUCGAAAUAUUUAGAACAGAAACAACGUGCAGGCCGUGUUGGUUCUUUGGUCAGUAUGCAUACAUGAUUCAGUAUGCUGGUUCAGUAUGCUAUUUGGUCAGUAUGCUGGGUUCCCUUAAUCAGCAUAAAAGGCACUUUUUAUUGGCUCCCAACAUGUUAAAAAUGCUUUCCAUGAAAAUGCAGCCAACACGGUAGAUAAUUUUAACAGGUUUACCCCAAUUCUAACGUCACCCAUACCAGAGUUAAUUAUAGGUAUGUGACAGACUACACAAUGUGUUUCUGCCCCUGGUCAAAAUGUCUCUAAAAUCAACCAGAGGCACAGCCACAAUCGUGGACAUAACUGGUUGAAAUAACGGGUUUUGUCCAAUAUUGCAGCCCCGAAACGUGUGUGUGUGGGAGGCGGAGGGGCGGGAGAGGUAUAAUCGUGUAAUGCACAGAACGACUAUGGGGUCAGGAGUUUCUAUUUAUAGGGUCUGCGAAACGCUAUUUUAUGCAUUUUAGACAUGUUUUAUGAUCAUCUGAAAUUGUCCCUGAAGAAAAUGGUUGAGGGGCGGGUCCCUCAUUCCCCUGUGGCUACGCCCUGUCUAAAACCAAGCAAAUGUAAAUUAAAGAAUUAUAAAGGUCUUUAUGAGACUUAUUUUUCGUUGCCAUUUAAUUCUUUAAAAUCUAAUCAACGCAUGCUUCGACCUCCAGUCCCCGUAACUCCGUAAGUGCAUUAUUCAUUUCCUAAAAGCUCAUUCAUGUGAGGUUUGGUUCUCUCUUUCUGAUGUCUCAAAACACAGUGAUUCUUCUGCAUGUAGGUAAAGGAGAUUUGGUUACCUUUAUAUUUAUAUUUAUAGUGUCUAAUUUAGAACGAGAAAAUUAUUUGGUAUUUUAAUUUUGUUCAUGCAUGUUUCUCAGAUAAAUUAGUUGAAAAUAAUAUAGAAUAUAUAUAACCACUAAAAGUCCAAGCUUUAUGACAACGCAGGUAUCUCCAAAUGCUAAAAAUGAUAAAUCUGCUUCAUACAAUUAUUAUACAAUAAAGUCUAAUCUCCUCUCCUCUCCCGUGGCUAUAAAAAGUAUAUAUAACGGUUUUUCGAACACCAUACAUGAGUAUACACUUUAUAUAUAAUGCCAUUUUUAUAAUUUAGGUGAAACAGCGUUUGCGAUCUAUGAGUCAGUGAUGUCAGAACUAACCUCAUAUUUUCCCUGUGAUGAGGAAAAAAUAAUAAUACAGCAUCAAGAAAUUAUGGAAUACGCUAUUAAGCAAUUCAGGGAUGAAACUCUGAUGGACCCGGAUGUUGAGCAGUUUCAAACUCAUCUUAAAGAAUUCACCGUAAGCAUAUAUACGUCGUAAACAUAAACAGCUCAAUGUGGAUUAAGCAUACCCUGAUGGCUAUGUGGAUGAGACAAACUCAAGAGAGAGUCCGGGACCAUACUUCUAUAGAAAACUUUGGAAACAAAAGUUUCUGGAAUAGUAUUUCUUGCAUUCUUAGGGAGAUUAAAUAUGCAGAAACUAUAAUUUCGUUUGCAUUUGAGGCAAAUGAAUAUAAAGUUUGAAACGCAAGAAUCUAAAUUUUCAUGUUUUAAGCAAUUACUCAUGCAAACCGAAAUGAUUUUAACUGAGGAAAUCGAGGAAACGUUUAAUUAUGUAAAUCUACCCCAUUAAACAUGAUUUCAUUUUAUUUACUUUCAUGUAUUAUCAUCAAUGAUUUUACAAUUUUUCAUUUGUACCCUAUAAUUGUUAACACGGUGUAACAUUUCUUGCAGAAACGUUGUUCGUCUUUUUCCGAUGGUGGCGAAUGCAAUGGUGGUUUUUUACACUCUUUACUGAAGACAAACUGGCAGAUUUCUGCGACAUUUUGUGAUGAUAACCUACAAGUACUUGUUAAACAGCACCUGGAGCCUGUUCUUCAAAACAUAGACCACGAAACAUCCUAUGAAUAUGUGUUGUCUGUUAUUGGAGAUGUUGAAAGCCAGUACUGGGAUUGCGCUCUCGGUCCUGCUGCUGGAGAGGUUUAUCAGAAAUAUCUUAUGGUACUGUAAGCACUAUGUUCUGUAUAGUUUAUUUGACACAUAAUGCUGUACUUGAUUUGCCAAGACUGCCGGCAAAUGAUACAAACAUAACAUUGGCAUUUACAGCAAACCGCUCAGUAACCGCAAACGGCAAAUCGUCAUGCAGUCUCUUAGCAUGAUUAGCUAACUCAUUUUUAAAGUUUUCAGUGAUGCCGCCAUCUUGGAUGUUGUAAUAAAUGCCUAACUUACGCUCGUGGCAGGUUUUCAAGAUGGCCGCCAAACGAUCAUUAAGUUAUUUGUAAGUUGUCCUAACAUCUAAUGGCUAACUGUCGAUCUAAAAAUAAAUUUUGUCAGCCUCUUAGCAUGAUUGCCUAACUCAUUUUUGGGCCAAAAUGCGUUUUUUGCCUAGGUCAUUCUGUAAUGGCAGUUAUUAAGGUUUAGUAUUGUUGCAAGUGGCUGGUUGUUGAUUCUUUUACAUUUUAAGGUGGCUCGAUACAGUUUUCGAAAAUUCAGGUGUUUAACACUUUGACAUGUUCAAACUACGUAUUUUUAGGAUUUAUUCAACAGAUAUUGUUUUUUUUUAUAUAUUUUGAUAACUUUACUUUCAAAUUAUAUUAGUUUUAGUAACAGAUAGUUCGUUGCUAUGACGACAUACGUGUACGAAAUUCACUCCAAAAUGGCCUAUCGUCUCGUAUAGUUGGAAAAAAAGCAUGGUGACCCCCAAUUUUUUUUCGUGCAUUAUUUUACUUGGACGAAAAGCUAACAAUUAGCAAAAUAUAAAAAAAUUCUGUAAUGCCAUUUUUUUGGAAAAUGCGAAAAUGUCAUAUUCUUCAAUAACAUUUUUUUGGCAUUACAGAAUUUUUUUAUUUUUUGUAUAAUGAAAGUUUUUAGCGGUGCAAUAGAGCAUGCAAAAUUUGAACAUAGGUCACCAGACAAAAUAAAGAGAUAUAGCGCAUUGUUUUUCUAAAAUGGAAAAUUCUAAUGACGUCAGCAAUUGUCAUAAAACGCUAUAGAACACACGCAAUGGCGUGAUAUGGCGCAAGCAACUGCUCACGUCAGGUCAUUUUGGAAGUUCUUUCAUUUUGUUAAUCAGUUUCCGCGACCCGCGCGUAAAAAUGGUUACCUGGUUUUGAGUUCGCGAUUCUUGAGCAGGGUUUUUGUGAUAACUAUAUCGAGCCACCUUAAGGCCCGUUUACAUUUACAUUUUUUGCUGCGAGUUAAUAAUCCAGUGCAACUUUCUUAAUUUUCGAAUGUAUGUGAACGAGUGGUGAAUUAUGAAUGUUCUGAAUACAUGUUCCCUCAUCGGGUAUGAAACAUUGAAAGUGUAUAAACGAGCUUUUAAAAUUGCCGUUCUUGGUUAGCAGUUUUCUGUAAACAUCAGCCCUCAGGUUAAGGUCUCUCGUUCUUGUAAGUUAUGUAAGUUACUUGUGGUUUUCUUGCUGCUGCUGCUGUUGCUGUUAAGUUUAAUGUGGUCAGUUGUUGUAGUUGUCGUUGUUGUUUUGAUAAUUGUAGUUUUGGUUGUGCAGAUUAUUAUCUACCAGAAAACUACAGAACUGUCAGUUUUGAUUUUGCAAUGUGCAUGGCUUUUAUAGGGUCUGGAAGAAAGGAAGAAACAAGCAAUGAGGACUAUUUCCCAACUUGAAGAUUAUCACAAUGAAAUAGAAAACCAACGGAUACAAAAAGCUUUAUUCGAAGCUGCAUGUCAGGAAUCCGAGGUAGUGUAUUGCUUUUCCCUGCAUCUACAUUAUUUUCUGAUUUAGCUACUGUUGGGUUCUUGCUUUUCUUAGUGCAUAUUUCUAUAUUAUUUUUUGUUAAUCGUGAGCGGACAGAAUGCUAGCCUUUCAUCUCCAAUAGCAACAGGAGAAUUAUUACGAUCGAUAUCAUUUGGACAUGGUCCGGAAUCCUGUGCCUGGGGACUGUUAAAACUUUUAUAAUUUAAUUACCGCAAAUAUUUUCAAUUGUUUCCUGUCUCGAUCUUUUAACUGCUAACUAUAUAGCCUGAAUAAAUUUUGUCACUCCUCAUGUCAUAGUUUAAAUGGAGCUCAGUUAAAUUCACCGUAGUUUUGGAAACAAAAUGUUCAACUGUGUACAAGGGCAAGAAAUCAUUGUCAAGCGACAAGCAUAUGGAAUUUCAACUUUUCCACAACGUAAACUCAAAACCGGCCCUCUUCAGCUUGAAACGGCUGUUUGCAACACGUUUUUAUCAGUAAACCUGCAUGAAAACAAAGAUUGAAUAACAUAAUUAAAAGUAGAAUUUAAAUAGAAAAUUUAUGUUUUUUAUGCUUUUAAUCUAUGUUUUUUGAUUACACAACUAUCAUAUAUAGACACAUUCGUAUAAACCCUAACCAUGCAGAUUUUGUUAUUAAUAUCCAGAAUUUAGUAAUAUUUCCGUUAGACAUUUUUUAUACUAAGAUCCCAGGUAGUGACUAUUGUCUUCUCAAGCUUUUUUCUUCAGAUUUUCACAAUGUAUAAGAGCUGAUAAGUACAGCAGUGUGUUUAAAUUUUCCACCAGGCGGAGAAUGAGCGACUUUUAAGACAACGAGAAGCACGCGGACAGCAACACAUGGCAGAGGUAAGAAUUAUAGAAGAAAGUUACGCUACCUUCGCGGCUAAGAGGCAGGAAACAUAAUUACAAAACGUACAGUAGCAAAAAUGGAACAUGCAAUAAGGGACCGGUCAUAAAGCAACUGCUAGGGUGGGCUGGAGUGAUUUGGGAUGGGCCAUGGAAAAUCUUUGGGCAGUUUCGAUGGGCCGCCAAUUUUUUUGUAUGCCCACGGUUGGGCCACCAAACAAAAACCCAUGCAUGUCUACUUCAAAAAAUAAAGAUAAUAAUAAAAGUAAAAAAACUGUCCAAAUUAUCAAAUGCAAAUUAUGCUAUUGAAGACAGUACUUUGUUUAUACAAGAACAAAUACAACCAACUGCAAGGCAUUUUUUAACUAUAUAACUACUGGGACAUUUACUCCAGUAUACGCCCUUAGUGAAGCAAUAUUUUCAGAUGAGCUGGACCCUUUUGAUCAUCAGUAAAACGUCAUCCCUGUUGAAAAAGCUGCAUGCAUCUGCCUGCUUUCUCAUAUUCUCUCAUUCUCGAUAUUCCAUGAUCUUAUAAACGUCAGCACAGCAUGGUCUUUAUGUAUGCGUAACUGUGUGGGGAAAAGGCCCUCAUUGAGACUUAGCCCCAGUAGUUGUAAUUUCUUAAAAAAUGCCCUGACCAACUGGAGAGCAGCUCAGUAUUGUAAUUGGUGAUCAAUGUGUUGGUCAAGCUUGGUAGAAUUAUGUAGGUGGGUGGGUCAUGAAAAUAUUUUUGUAAGAUUAGAUGGGCUUUGAAAUUUUUAUCUACAUCCUAAGAUGGGUCACCGAACUUAUUGACAAAAUUUGUGAUUUACCUCCAGCCCACCCUAGCAGUUACUUUAUGACCAGUCCCUAAAACAUAGUAUAAAAGACAUUUUCAACUACAUGUAAUGUCGAAGGAUUAAAGACAUUUUAAUUGGGUAACUGUGCGAAUUUGUAUGCAAAGUAUUUUAAUCGCGCGCGUUUUCACUGUUUUCCUCGUAGAUACUGAAAUUUUUGCAUUUUCAUGCACGCCAAUUGAACAGCAUAAUUUCUUUCAUCAAUAGGGAAACCUAGGACGAACUAUUUCCGCACUUUUAAAUUUAAUUAACCUGCUAUAUACACUUAAGUUUUCGUGGAUGUGAAUGGCAAUUAUAUUUUUCACAUUCAACCCUAUUUUUAUAGAUUGAAGCCAUACAAAAAGCCAACGAAAACAAAAUUAACCAGAUACGUCAAGAAAGGGAACAGGCUGACAAGCAACAGCGUGCUGAAUUAAGGAACCAACAUUCGGCAAAUAUCGAAGGAUUGCGCAAUGAACAGCGAAGGAUGGAGGAACAGAGAAACAGGGAAAUAGAACAACUACGUCGAGAACAAGCUGGUCUAAAUCAACAACUUACGGUUGCAAGACAAAAUGUUCAGGAAUUACAGAACAGGCCACGUAAGUACAUUAAGGCCGGCGUGCCUAGGACGGAAACACGACAAAAACGCGAUGAAAUCACCCCUCUAUGCGGGCAAUACUAUAAUAACUUACUGACCGAGAGUGAGGGCAGUACGGGAAAAUAUCCAACCGAGGUCACUUCAAGCGUGUCAUACCAAAAAUGAUUCGUGUAAACAAGGCCUAGAGUAAACAGUUUCGAUUAAUUUUUGUCUCUCCAUAUAUCAUUUUAAUACAGCAAGACCGAGUGCUUGGAUAUUCACCAAAACGCGAAGCGUUGAGGCGAAUAUCCUUAUACUAUUCACCGACACUGAGAAUAUACCACUACAAAACAAACGACCAAAAAACAAGGAUAAUAUUUUCGAAAAAAAUUCUAUUAUACAGCUCCCAUAAUAGUUGUACUGAUAAACAAAACCGUUAUUUAUCUAAAGCUUCCCGUCAUUUUAUUCGUGAGAAAUUACUUUAAAGAAUACCUAUGCACAUUGUUAAACAAAACUUUGUGGCUUUCUUCGUGUUUGGCGAAAUCGCAGCUACGUUUAGUGCAAAAAGUCGCUCGUCUAUAAAUUGAACGGAACGGGAAACCAUUUUGCCCGGAAGUGAAUAGUGCAAGGAUAUCCGGAGCUGAGCAACCCGGCAAUCAAAUUGCGCGAAAAGAGCCAUCCCAAAUCAUCGGGCGAGGCAAUCUCGUACCCACAGCAAUGCCUGUGCGCGGGUUAGGAUGGCAUUGGCUCUGGGGAAAUUGACAACCGGAACCCCUAAAUUUAGGGGUUCCGGUUCUUUGUCGGCAUGCACGAUUGAUAAACGUUAAACCAAUCACAGCACAGGAAAAGUCAAUUUCCCUAGAGCCAAUGCCAUCCUAGCCCGUGCAUAGGCAUUGCUCUGGGUACGAGAUUGCGGGAGAUGUGAUUAGAAGGAUUAUAAUUGAUUUUUAUUUAGUUUUAUUUAUCCUUUAGCUAAAGUUAUUCAUAAGAAGAAAGGCGGAUGUUCCUUGAUGUGAGAUGAAGAUAAUUCAUGGAAAAUUAUCGCUGGCGAUGACCGUACAUGUAUCAGUCAUGGAAUAUAAAAUUGCACUUAAUAUUUAAUUAAUCGAUACCGAAUUCUACGGUGAUUAUUGGUGAAUAUCCAGCAUGAGCUCCACCUUUGAAUUUACUAUAUGAGUAAAUACUUAAACACGUCCGAAUUUAUCAUAAGAAAUAAAUUCGCGGCACCUAACACUAACCCUAACCACUAACCACUAACCCCUAACCCUAACUUUUUAAACUUUGAAAAUCUAACUUUUUAAACUUUUUUUGCUUUUUAAAACUCUUUUAAAACUUUUUUAAAAACUAUUUUUUUGAAAAUCUUGAAAAUCUCACCAACCUCCCUUUACAUUUAUUAGGGAUGGACCGAUAUCGAUACCAAAUACUCGAUACUAUCGAUACCAGGGUUUUGAAGAAAAGUAUCGAUACUGGCAAGAAAUAUCGAGGUUUCGAUAUUUCUGCGCCCGCGAUAUUUUUCAUUUUGGUCAGCGGCAUCAUGAAAAUGAUACCAAAAAGCCUAAAUAGGCGUAAAUAGUUCAUGUUCGUUUCUGGUUAUGUUGGUUGCAAUCACUGAUAUAUAUUAUUCAAUGUUUAUAUUGUUAGCGUUGUGGCCGUUGUUAAUGAUUUCAAGUUGGGAAAAUAUCGAUAUCGAAAAAACCCGGCAAAUAUCGAGCAAAUAUCGUAUCGAAUGAAAAAGCUGGUAUCGCCCAUCCCUAACAUUUAUAACAAGAAUAGUGCCAUUACAUUUAUAACAAGAAUUCUUGUCUAAUGCUUGUGGUUUUAUGAUUAACUCCAUUGAUAAAUUCAAAAUGUGCCGCGAAUUUAUCAUAAUGAUAAAUUCGGACGUGUUUAAGAAUUUACUCAUAUAGUAACUUCAGUUACUAUAUGAGUAAAUUACUCAAGUUACUCAUAUAGUAACUUGGAGCUCAUGUUGUUAGCUCCAAGUUACUCAUAUAGUAACUUGGAGCUUAUGUUGUGAAUAUCACUGGUGUGUAUUUACCAUGUCGCGAUGUCUAAUUAGUGAGUUAUUUGAAAGGUCCUUAAUUAAUUAAAAAUUAAAUUCAGAAAAUUUAUUUAGCUGUUUUUCAUUUAUCUGUUUACUGCCGUAUUCAUGUACAAUUUUUUCGGAAUAACAUUAUACGAAGAAUGGCAUUGGCAAUUUAUUCACCGCUCAUCUUCUUUCAAAGUUGUCUCGAGCAUUUUGUAUUUUUGUGUUGUGACGUCACAGGUUGUGCUUAAGAUUGGCAGCAAAGAGAAAAAUGUCGGAUAUCUCAGAACUGUGAUUCAACGAAAUUUGAUACAGUUGAUAAGUGCACCAAAGAAACAUUUUGGGAUGCUUAUUUUGUUGUCAUAGCAACACGCUUGUUACCAUGCAGGUCUCUCUCUCUCUUCAUAUUUUAUUUAACUUUGGAACGGAAUAGUUUAUAUUCACAUUUUAGAACGAUAAUAAUAAAUGUAAAUCACAAAAAUGCCUUUCUAUUUUGUUCGAAGCAAAGAAUUAGGCAAAUAGGAAAGAGGAACCUGGUGAACAGUGUGUUGCUAUGGCAACCAAGUAAUCAUUCCAAAAGUUUUAUUAGCUGCACAAAUUUCGUUGAAUCCCUUCUAAGAUGCUAGGCUUUCUUCUAGAUCUAGCACAAAUAAAAAUAUGAAAUGCCCUAUAAUUUGAGAUCAAGAUGAACUGUGAUAAAAAUUUCAUAUAAAAUAAUUUUUCAUGAUUUGGUGUGCUCAAUAUAAUCGAGUUAUUGAAAGUUUGGAAGUUUGGAGACCACUCAUGCGAGCUCUACAUUUUGUCUCGACUAGCGCUUUUAGCAACAAUUGCGCUUUUUGUGCUCUCCCAACUUUCCGCGUGCUCAACAACUCAAUUGAGUACGCCAAAUCACGAAUAAUUUCAUAAUUAUAUAGAGUGCUGUAUCAUAAUGUAAGCAAAAUUUCUCGUGCAUAACUUAUAGAAUGUUGGCGGACUGACUAGAGAUGCUGAAUAUUUAAACAGUACUAAAAGCAAUAUAGUGACUCGCAUUUUUGUAACUAAUAUGUUUCAAUAGCCGAGAAUGUUUUAAUUUCUUCCUUUGCAAUGCAAUAAAGUUUAUGCCCAACAUUUUCUCCUAUGUAUCACUCUCAGAUCGUGUUCGGUAACUAAACAGCCAAAAUAAAUAUAUAAAGACGAAGCCUUCAUGCAUAAUUAAGAAGAUAUAUUGCAAGGGAUAUGUGGCAGUACAUAAAAAUUAAGUUUGUCUCAUGUGAUAGGACUUUCAAAAAUAUAGUUAGUUCAUGAAAUAUUUUGACUGAGAACAAUGACUUUACCGC